CGUUCAGAAGUGAACUUCAGGUGACUGUGAUCAGAUGUGGAAGGGUAGAAUGUGUUGUGCUCGUUCUGCAGUACGCUUGUGAAAUAAAGAAACAACCUUGGAAGCUUCGUUCGUUUGAAAUUUCUAAUUAUCGCACCUCCGUGAGUUGUUCCGCGACGAAAUUAUUGUGAGGUCAAUAAAAGAGGUAAAAAGUAGCGAAUUCUGCAGAUACGAUUUUUAUCUCGGGCUGAUACUACGAUAAAAAGUGACUACGAUUUUGCAUCGCAAGUAAAGUUUUUGUGUUGAGAAUUCUAUAAUGCUGAUGCGGUGGCCGCGAGAAAAGAUAUCUAUGUGUUGGUGACUAUCGUGUCGAGGCAAAGCUGAUGCACUUCACCUCCAGACAGGAGUUGACCAAUAUAUUUUAUUGGAUUUUGAAACCCGAACUGGGCGAUUCGAAGCCAAAAACGGAAAGCGAUAAAACAUCUGCGCUCUUCAAUUGGAGUAUAUAUUAGUUAGUCGUAAUAUGUCGAAUUGAAAAUAUGUUUGCCACUUUUUACAAGGCACGGAAUGAUGUCAUAAUUUUGACCCGAGCUUGGUAUGUGCUGCAUUAUUCGGAAUAAUUAACGUUGAAAUAAGUGUGUAAAACGAUCUAAUUGGUAACAAAAUGCAGUAACCAGUUUUUUCUCGUUGAUUGGAAUAUUAAAAUUAUGCUUCAACGGCAAAGAAAAUAGAAUGAAAAGUGGACCAACCUAAUGUGUGAAUCUUUUUAGAAGUUUCGUGUCUAGUGUGCUUUUAUUACACUUUCCACUUUGAUAUGCUGUUUCGGCAUUGGUGUCUUGUGCUUUGACUACAGUUUUUUUUAUACAAGUCCCAAGUAUUCUAUAUGUAUUAGAUGUAAACAAACACUGAAUGUUUGUGUGCGUCGACAAAGUGUGUUGAAAGGAGUUUUACACUUUUGUCGCUAAAGAGUGUGAGUGUCCCAAUCCAAAUAAGUAACAAACAAGGACCAGUUCGAGAUCAAAACAAAGUCUGAAAAAUGCUGCCUUGUAUGAUAGUCGCCAGAAGUGAACUCCAGCGAAUGGAACUCAACCCACCGAGAAAGUCCACUCUACACGAAGCUGUGUAAAAUGGCUGCCGUCGUUUCGAAACCAAUAUUUAUCACUGUCGCCAACGCAGAGCUCAUAUCGGUACUUGGCAGCAAGCUGCUUUAAGUAACUGGAAAGUAAUAGUUGACACAACUGCAAAGUUGUAUAUCUAUGGCCACUUGUGUGCUUUACUUCCGGGUAUUGGACUAUUAAAACAGAAAUGCUCGGAUAGUAAUGCCUACAUUGAAUGGAUGAGAAAUAAAUCCGCGCCAAGCUAAACGCAACCACAUCAUCGUCUGAUUUCGAUGCACCACAGACCAUCUGAGGGAUUGUUUGUCGUGAUUAGCAAAACCUUCUGGCUGCGCUAAGCUAUGGAUGAUGAAAUCCUGAAGACGGUGGAAUCUAUGCUGGGCGCUAACAUUCAAGUGGUGGACUGCGAGAAAACACAGACGAUCAGAGAGGAAGAAGUACUGCUUAUUAAUGGCGUGCCCGUUACACUGGAAGGGUCCGAUGGCAAUGCCAUCAAGAAAGCCCUUAUAGCUGGCGAAAUUCCCUCGUGCGAAAUGCUCAAUCAAUUACUUUUUCGAGCCGGCGUCUUACGACAACCUGUGCAACUUGAAACAUCUUUGAGUGUUAAAACUAGUACUGUUACGACCGAGGACAUCACGAUUGCCCGAAAUGGUCGUGUACUGGACGAACGAUCCUGUGAGACGAAAGAGAAUAAUUACUACACCAGCACUUCUAGUGAAAUCUGGGAGCCGGUUAGCAGGCUUAAGAAGAAAAAGCAACAGGAAAUUAUUAACACUGCCACAGUGGAAGAUAUGCUUUCCAACCAGCUCAAAAACGGAUUGUACUUAGUAACAAAUGAGUCUUCCACCGAAAACGCUCAUAACCAUCCAAUACGCCAAAGCUCAACUUGUACUGAAUCGUCCACAUCUUCAUCUGCCGAGUCCAACUAUUCGUCAUCCAGACCCGUUAGUAAUGUUUCGAACACUUCGUAUGACAACUUCGUUUGUCAGAUAACGCCUAUGCACCAAAAAGCAAAAGACUCAAACAAAUCGUACACCAAGAUAUCAUCAAACAAGCAAAGUAUAAGCUGUGAUUCCGGAAACGACGAGGUUACACUCACUUCAGUCUACAGUAGUGGUAUUGGCGGUGGUCAUGAGUAUUAUCCCUUCAGUGACAUCUCCAAAACUAACACUACCAACUCAAUGCAGACCGAUUCAUCCCUUGGGUGUGAAUUUUCACCACCAACUUCAUUCCAUGACGUGCCAGAUUUCGCCGCCAUUCCGCAGAGCGGUUGCGCAAAGUCGACAACUCCGCAUAAGAAACGCAACCGUACGCUGCUGCGAAGCAGACCGCAGAAACACGUGCCAAAGAAUCAUGACGCUAGCGCGAGUGGAACCGAUGAUCCCAGUCUCAACGAUGACAACUGUCUGGUGUAUCGGGAUGGGAAUCUUAUUUCCGGCACGCUAGAAACGCUUAUCAAGCAUAUGGUGCCAACGGAUGAGUACUAUCCGGACCAGUCGUAUCUAUUCGCAUUUCUGUUAAGUGCACGACUGUUUAUUAAACCGCACGAGCUUCUCCAACAAAUAUGUGAUAUUUGCCAUCAACAGCAACAGCUUAAUGUUCAUCUAAGCAACAACAACAAUGGUGUCGCUACCCAGCAAAAGGCACAGAGCCUCGGGCGUUUUGCGUGCAACUUCAUCCAGUUGCUGUCUGAAUGGAUCGAAACCUUUCCCUAUGACUUCCGUGAUGAACGAGUGAUGCAACAUGUACGCGCAAUGACCCAGAAGUGUAUUUCUAUCGAUGGCAAACUGCGAACGGAUGUUUCAACCUUGCUGCAAAACCUUCUGCAAAGGUUAAAAACGUUGGAAAAGUAUGAAGAAUUUCUAGACAAAAUUGUUCUUGAGGGUAGCAAAGAAUUGGAUACCAAACAUCAGCGAGCAGAUUCUCGGAACAGCAGCAACAGUUUUCAUCAAGCCACCGAAAAAUCGUGCUCUUCGAUACACCAUCAAACGUCCUCUUCGACAUCGUCGGUCAACAGCAUCUCGUCAAUCAGCUCAACUCUUUCGACCCCGGACAUUACAGAUCUGUGUCCAAGUACAUCAGUGUUAGCACAUCAGCUGACUCACAUUGAACUCGAACGACUGUCCUACAUAGGACCGGAAGAAUUUGUACAAGCCUUUGCCAAGGAGAAUCCAAAUGUAGAGACAUCCAUAAAGGACAUGAAAAAGACUCGUAAUCUCGAAUCGUACGUACAAUGGUUCAAUAGGCUAUCCUAUAUUGUGGCGACCGAGGUAUGCAAACAUUCUAAGAAAAAGCAGCGGGCUAGAGUGAUCGAAUUUUGGAUUGAAACAGCUCGAGAAUCGUUCAACAUUGGAAACUUCAACACGCUAAUGGCGAUAAUCGCUGGACUAAAUUUAUCGCCAAUUACUCGACUAAAGAAAACGUGGGCAAAGAUUCAGUCCGCCAAAUUUUCCAUUUUGGAGCACCAAAUGGAUCCAACAAGCAAUUUUAGUAGCUACCGAUCAACGCUCAAAGCUGCAAUGUGGCGCUCGGAAGGAGCUACAGAUGAACGGCAGCGAAUCGUCAUUCCAUUUUUUAGCUUACUAGUCAAGGAUCUGUACUUCCUAAACGAAGGGUGUACCAACAAAUUACCCAAUGGCCAUAUAAAUUUUGAAAAGUUUUGGCAGCUGGCCAAGCAGGUUAACGAAUUUAUUGGAUGGAAGCAAGUCACGUGCCCUUACGAGAAAAACAACAAAAUUAUCAUGUUUCUGCAAACGAACAGUAUUCUGAACGAAAAUACAUUAGCCAUGGCGUCAUUCGAUUGUGAACCACCCGAAAACAGUAGCGAAAAGGAUCGCUACAAAAGUUUGAAGCACGAACAUUACAACAACUAAAUUAAGCCAAACACACAAAAUAAUGCGAACUUGCGUGGAUAUACUAAGUUCUGCACAACUCCUAAACCUAACCUACUGUAUUUUACAACAACAACACAUAGUAUUCGAAAGAGAUCUACUUAUCCAAACAAAAACUCAAAUACACAAAAAAUCACGGAGCGGAGAAAUCUCUCAUUUGACACUGCAUUUACUGAUUAAAGAUUUUUUAGAUAUUUUAUACUUACGAACUUUUUAGAAUUAAGCUAACGUCUAGUUCAUAAAUAAUGCAUGUUUGUAAAACAUGCAGCGUCACUGUGGAAACAAGAACGAAGGUUAGAAGAUAAUAUUGUAUCAGUAACAAGUGUGGUACGAAAAAUCGUACGCGUAGAUAACAUAUUUAAAUAUUUUGCAAUUAGUUUCUUUAUUUCACCCAGUGAAGUUUUAGGCAGCCUUCAGACGUAUUUCAGAAAUAUGGAAGAAAGGCAGAAAAUCCCUAAUGACAGCAGACUAUUGUGAUUAAUUUUGUUCGAUUGUCGGCGCGCUAGAACUUAAGUAUUUAUUUCAUUGUUGUUUUUAUGAUUUGAUAGCUUUUAUUUCGCUUUGUUUUUUUGUUUGUAUUGUACGAAUAUAUUUAUGUUCCAUCAAAGUUCACGCUUUAAUUUUAGUUGUGAGGAAUCCAAUUGCUAAAAUCUACUAAGUCAUAAAAAAGGUAUUAUGUUCAAAUAAACCAUGUCGGUAGCAACAUGAAGGAAACACAAUUAAUCAGUAACAAA
Molecule: messenger RNA, 4719 nt
Organism: Topomyia yanbarensis
Lineage: Eukaryota; Metazoa; Arthropoda; Insecta; Diptera; Culicidae
Product: ras-GEF domain-containing family member 1B-like
Exons: 7
Coding region: 1436-3967 (843 amino acids)
Biological process (GO): positive regulation of GTPase activity; Ras protein signal transduction
Cellular component (GO): plasma membrane
Molecular function (GO): guanyl-nucleotide exchange factor activity
Source: RefSeq, a predicted model, not a curated record